Poeciliopsis prolifica (blackstripe livebearer) is the source of this 1052-nucleotide messenger RNA. It is a transcript of the gene vcpkmt, whose product is annotated as valosin containing protein lysine (K) methyltransferase. The record is from RefSeq and is a predicted model, not a curated record. Gene Ontology annotation, cellular component: cytosol; cytoplasm. Gene Ontology annotation, biological process: peptidyl-lysine methylation. Gene Ontology annotation, molecular function: protein-lysine N-methyltransferase activity. The transcript has 5 exons. Bases 237 to 908 code for a protein of 223 amino acids. NCBI's taxonomy places the organism in Eukaryota, Metazoa, Chordata, Actinopteri, Cyprinodontiformes, Poeciliidae.
UUUAAGAAACAUAAUUUGGAGCUGGGGAGUCAGAGGUAUUCCCUCUAUGUAUUUUUGAGAAAUAUUUGGUCCCCCACCGAGUGAAAAUGCAGCUACCAAAGAUUGUACCUCCCCACCUCUUCACCUACUUACGCGCUCCCGACACAAGGGGAACAGUUUUUCACUGGGGGACAUAAUUUCGCACAGGACCGGAAGUUCUCUCAGUCAUAACACCAAUCACUCCAACUUUGGUCAACAUGGCGGCAGCAGAAAUAGACAAUAGCAAGUAUUUUGUAAGAGAAAUCGAAAAGAAUGACGGAUCCGUCUUAAGAAUGAAACAGUGCUACAUAGGAGACGUUGGUUGUGUCGUCUGGGAUGCAGCCAUUGUUCUUGCUAAAUAUUUGGAGACUAAAACGUUUUAUGACCCGUCGAUAGGAGUCAACGUGUGGUGCGGCAGGAGGGUGGUGGAAUUAGGUGCUGGGACAGGAGCAGUUGGUCUGAUGGCAGCAACACUCGGUGCUCAUGUCAUCGUAACAGACCUGGAAGAUUUGCAGUCCCUCCUGAAUGUGAAUAUUCAGGAAAACCAGACACUCAUUCAGAGUGGGUCCAUAUCUGCCAAGGUACUGAAAUGGGGUGAGAAUGUGUCUGAGCUAUUGCCUCCUCCACAUUGCAUUAUCAUGGCAGAUUGCAUAUAUUAUGAGCAGUCUAUAGGUCCACUGGUGGAGACCUUGAAGCAGCUUUCCGGACCAGAGACCUCCAUUAUCUGCUGCUAUGAGCAACGCACCGAGGGCGUAAAUCCAGAAGUGGAAAAUAAGUUUUUUGAGUUGCUGCAACGAAAUUUCGUCUAUGAAACAAUCCCUUCUGACAAACAGGACCCAGAGUUCAGCAGUCCCGAUAUCCAUAUUCUGCACAUUCGAAGAAAAGACUGAUUUUAUAGCAUGACACUUGUUUUUCUACUAACAUUUAUUUCAUUGUGAGAAAGAUUUCAGACUGUGGCAUUUAAAGAACUUAAAUCAUUUGUAUUUCUUAAAAAUAGUUUAUAUUUCAAAAGAGGAAGUUUUUAGGGUAUAAAA